Molecule: messenger RNA, 1044 nt
Organism: Plasmopara halstedii
Lineage: Eukaryota; Oomycota; Peronosporomycetes; Peronosporales; Peronosporaceae
Exons: 2
Coding region: 1-1044 (347 amino acids)
Source: RefSeq, a predicted model, not a curated record
AUGGACUUACUUCUUGACUGUCAAGAACUUCGGCGUCGCGGUCUGUUAUCGCAACUGCAGCUUCAAGAGUACGAGUCAAUUCUUAAAUCUACUUCUUCUCCACCUGAUGACAUUUGUAAACGUCUAUCUUCUAUACUUGUUCAAGAAAUGGACGCUAUCAUAGAAUGUGUGCGCGUGCAAAGUAACCAGCAAAAACAGGGAACGAUUGAUAAUUCGGACCUUACGGCCUUAGCUGUUGGUGGCGCUUUGGGUGCAUUGAAUGCCUGGAUGUGGCCAACUUCUUCUCUAACAGCAACGAAUAAGACCACAAGUUUGUGGGCUAGUGCAUACGACGGUGCCAUCGCUACACUCAACGUAGCCAAACGCAAGCGUCGCGUGCAGCAGCUACAACUAAAAUUAUUGAGUGGAAAUGUAGCCACUAGUAGCCAUGUCGUGUUUUGUAUCAAUGGAUUUAUGACUCAAAGUGAUGACCCACUUCGUAAUUGGCGCGUCUGGAUAGAGGAUGACAAGGAUGCUGCGGUCUUUGCUGUGCAGUGGGAGGCUGGAGACGUCGCUGCUUGGAAUGAAUUUUGCUCACACGUAAAUGAUACACUUGACAGUUCAUCUGUAUCAUCUAUGGUUGCACAUUUUACUGAAAACCCAUGGCACAGUGCUCAGGGCAAGGCGGAGCAAGUGGGAAUGUUGCUUGCACAAAUGCUAUCGCAACGUCCGGUAUCGCUACGCGGCCGUAAAAUCUCGAUGUUUGGGCACUCAUUAGGUGGUGCUGUCAUUUACAACGUUUUUCAAGAGCUUGCAAGGAUACGAUCAGAAAAUAAGGCGACUGAAUUACCUCAGAUUACCAAUGCUGUAAGUUUUGCGGGUGCAUUCAUUCCUGACACACAGGGACUCGAUAAUGUCAUGCAUGGACUCGAUCCGAUUGAAGGGAAAUUUGUUAACGUCUAUUCGACCCGCGAUGGUGUGCUAUCAAAAUUGUUCUGGGCUUUGCAGCUUCCUGUUUAUGGAGGGUAUAAGAUCUCGUGUGCUACCUCAUUUAUUUCGAAGUAA